Molecule: messenger RNA, 4509 nt
Organism: Diuraphis noxia (Russian wheat aphid)
Lineage: Eukaryota; Metazoa; Arthropoda; Insecta; Hemiptera; Aphididae
Source: RefSeq, a predicted model, not a curated record
GCAAUGCUGCAGCCUCACUCGUCAGUAGCAGUGGGGCCUGGGCGCCACAGCAGCACACGUUGCCUCAGUAGUCAGUAGCUCAGUGGCCAGUGCGUCAGUAACACUCACACCGCACACUCACUGAGUCACACACUACGCACACGAACACACGCUCACAUCCAGACGGUGCGCACACACACGUACAGCGUACUAUCAUCGACGAACCGCACGGCGCACACGCACGCACACGCCACACACAGACACAGCAUUGCACACACGCUCGUGCACAAAGAUACAAAGACAUAUCGCGCAAUUUGCAGCUGAUCAGUGAUCUCACGCAUUCUCAUUUCUCACCAAGUACUGAACUUCCACUAACUCUCUCUCCGGCGCUGAGAUUUUCUCACAGACAUGUCAAUAUGACGGCUGUGACGAUCGAAUCUGUGAAUAACAAUAAUUAUAACAACAACAACAAUGAAAAUCCAUGCAAUAUUUUCCUCGUGCGCCGACGUACAUCGUAUUAUCGUUUUAGACACAAUUGAGUCGUUGAGCACGAUGUAGAGGACGGCCGACACACUUAUAUGUGUAUAUAUAUAUAUAUUUAUGUAUAUGGAAAUUAUUUAUAUAUAAUAUAUAUAUAUAUAUAUAUACAUAUAGCGACGAGAAAAAUUAGCACAUAUUCUAGACCAAACAACUAGGAUACAAUGCCGUCUCCUAAGAAACAACCAGUUGUAGAAGACAUUGUCUCUGUUUUUCAAACAACUCAAAAUCAGCCCUGGUCUGUGUUCAGCGAAAAACUGAACAAUGUUUCCAACAAAGAUUCAAAGCAAAACAAUCCGACCAAAUCAGAGAACACUAUUACUUUAUCUAGUGACGACUUUCCUGUAUUUGGCUUAGUCCCCCGACUUGAUAAAGUAAUGUUAGUUUCAUGUAAUGAAUGUGCAAUGAUAGUGAAAAGAGAUUGUAUACAUAGUCAUUUUUAUCGCCGUCACAACAGUAGUAAUGUUAGUCAUUCAGAAGCUGAUAAAUUUUCACUAGUUAAUUUUUUAUGCACUGUAAAAACCAAUAAAAAUAAAAAGCUAAAAAUGACUGUUCGAAAGCCUGCUGAAAAGAAAAUUAAUGAAGGUGAAAAAGUUGACACUGUUGUAAAAGAAAUAAAAACUGAAUUUAAUCAAGUAGAAUAUGAAAGGAUAUUUAAAACAAAUAGAACAAAAAUAAAACAAGAAAAUACAACAGAAUAUGUCGAUCGCCAUGAUGUUGAAAUGGCGACAACAAAUUGCAAACCUAGUACUAGCUCUGGUGUUUUUGAUUGGGAUGUUAAACCGUGUAUGAAGAGUUCAGCUUUAGAUCAAUGUAUUAAUCAUAAAAUAAAUGACAAAAUUAUAGAGCAUAAUACAGAUUCUAAUAAAUUUUCGUCAGUAUCACUUGAUAAUAAAGAAGAUAUACAGAGCAAUAAAUAUUUAAAAAUUCAGAACAUUGAUCACACUGUUAAUCGUAUUGCUAGUCCUAGUGAUUUAUUAAAACAAGAUCCAAAUGAAAAAAUGAAACAUGGAGUAGAUUUUGAAUGUUUUGCGAAUAAACAGGUAAAAUUUAAUAAAAAAGAUUACAGUCUUAAAAAUGAGUACAAACAAUUUCCAUUUAAAGAAAAGAAUAUUAAAGGAAAAAAUAAAUUAAUAAUAAAAAAUGAAUAUUCAGAAAUGAUAAACAAUCCAAAUUGUAAAGGUAUUCCUACUUCUUGUAAUCAAACAUCAAAUACACCUGCUGUUGAUGUUAAAAUUGAUAAUUAUAAAUUAUUUUCUGGAUUACAAAAUACUCAAAAACAUGCAAAAUUUGGACAUAAACAUUUAGAUACUAAAAAUGAAAUGCCUAUGGAUUCUGGGAAUUCUGCUACUAGUUAUCAUAAAUCAGCUAAAUUACCAAAAGUUAAAGAAGAAUUUCAAAUUACAACAAUUAAUAAGUUUCCGGAUGUGAAAAUAAAAGAAGAAUUUCAAAUUAAACCAAUUAAUAUGUAUCCGGAUGUAAAAAUAAAAGAAGAAUUUCAAAUUACACCAACUAAUAUGUAUCCGGAUGUGAAAAUAAAAGAAGAAUAUGAUGAAAAUAAUGAUAAAUGUAAAGUUGAAUUUUAUCAACCACCGACUAAAUUAAUCAAACGUUCAUCAGAUAACAAUUAUUCUGAAGUUAUAAGUAAUACCUAUUCUGCCAAUACUGAUAAUAACCAUUCAUCAACUUCCUCGUGUAGUGUUGUCAGACUCAAAGAAGAAACAACAUUUACAGAAAACAGUGAAAAUAUAAUGAAUAACAAAAGUUCUGGUGAUACUGUUAUUUGUAACAAUCAAUCAUCAAUUGCAUCACUAGUCAUUAAAGAAGAAACAAAACCAUCGUUAACUACUGAUAAUAUUAAUGAAGUAUCAAAGCAUGGGGAUAUCAAUAGGAAUGAAGAAUCAAAUCCUUCAUUAAAUAUUGACUUAAUUAAUGGAAAAUCAAAAUACCCUUUAAGCACAGAUUAUAAUAUUACUGAUAAUUAUUUAACUCAAUAUCAACAAAUAUUUUCAGAUUCAGCUCUACAAAUUUCACCAAGUUAUAAAUGUUUAAAUGAUGAACUAAAUGUCCAGAUAAAAAAGAAUUUGAACAAUCAGCUCAAUUUACAAGUUGGAAACAAUUUGAAUGUUGAGUUUAAUUUGAAAGUUAAAGAAGAUUUGAACGAUAAACACAAUCUCCCAGGUGAAGACAAAUUGAAUGAAGAGUUAAAUUUUCAGGGUGAAGACAGUUCUAGUGAUGAACUCAAUCUGAAGGUUAAAGAAGAUUUGAGCUAUAAAAUUAAUUUAUAUUUAAAAAAAGAUUUAAAUGACAAAAUAAAUUUUCAGGUUGAAAAAGAUGAAAUUGAUUGGCAUAGUAUAGAAGAUAGACUAAUUUUUCUGGGUGAAGAUGAAUCAAGUAUAGAUCUCGAUUAUCAGGAUGAAGAUUAUUUGAGUGAUGAAUUUAAUUCACAAAGCGAUAAUGAUUUGGACGAUGAAUUACAUUUUGAGGAUAAAGAAAAUAUGAAUGUUGAACUCCAUUUGCGAACUGAAGAAAAUUUAAAUGAUUUGGAAAAUUUAAGUAAUGAAGAAGAUCUUAGCAAUGUUGAAGAUUUUAGCGAUAGUGAAGAUUUGAAUGAUGAAGAAAACUUUAGUGGUAAAGACAAUUUGAGUAGUAAUAAUAUUGGAACUAAUAAUAAUUUAAAAUAUAAUUGCCUAAUACCAUCUCAAUUGCCAAAUAAUAAAGAAGAAAUAAAACUUAUACCAAGCAAAGAGUCUUCUGUUAUUAGAAAUAAUGAAAAUUCUAUCUUUGCUUUUACUGGUCAUGAUCAAUCACCGACAAAAACGCUAGAUAAUGCAGAAGAAUCAAAAGCUAAAUCUAAAAUAGAUGAUGAUUUUGUUAUAAUUGGUAAUGAUGGUAUUGUUAACAACUUUGAAAAUGAAUAUUAUCAAUAUGACCACGAAAUACAAAUAUAUACUCCAAAUUAUAAAUAUUCAGAUGUAAUAAGUAAUGAUAGUUCUGACAAUUCUAAUGAGUCUUUAUCAAGUUAUGAUCAAUCAUCUGUUGAAUCAUUAGAUGCUUGUGAAAAAACAAAUUAUUCAUCAAUGGAUACUUCCACAGAAUAUGUCAGUGAUGAAAGUUUAUAUAAUUCUCAACUUACCACUAGUAGUAGUGAUCAAUCAAUUACAUUCAAUGAUACUACAACAAAAACAAAAUCUACUCAAACUAAUUUAUUGGAAAAACAUGAACAGUUUAUGGGUCAUGUUGAAAUAUUAACCAAAUCAUUUGAUCAUGUGGAUGGUAAAAACAAAUGUACUCAAACCAAUGCACCAUUAGAAUGUAUCAAUUGUUAUGAUUCCACUGAUGAUUACGUAGACCGCCAAAUCAAUAUAAAUUCUGCUCCUAAUUCUAAUAUUCAAAUUGAUGGAUAUGGUGUUAACAAUUUUACUCCUAUAAGUUCAAGUGCACAAAUUAUAAAUAAUAAGAUCAUUCCCAUGGAUGUUGAAGAGUAUGAACUUAAAGAUAGCAAUGACACUAAUUUAAAUAUUUCAAAUAAAUCACAUUAUUCAUCUCAUUUCUACCCACAUUCUUGUAAUCCAGCAAGUCAAAAUAAUAAUUUAAUGCGUAGUCCUAUAAAUGAAAAUAAUUGUAUAUUAUUUGAUGAUGAACUUAAUGCAUAUAAACCUAAUGAGUACAUUACAAUUGACGAAGCAAUACCAUUUAUAGACAAAAACAAUGAAAUGUAUAAAGAAUUUAUGAAGAUUGUUGAUAAAAAAAGUGUGAAUGACAGAAAAUGUAAAAUUAUGCCAUUUGUCAGAAUUGCAAAGAAUUUAAAAAAAAAUUUAAAGAGACAAGUUGCUGAUAAUAAAGAAAAUCGUAAUCAUUUGAUAUCAAGGGGCAUUAAAAAAUUUAAAUUUGAAUUUAUAGAAAGAGAUUUCUCGUGCUCUGAUGAAUCUAACAAUAAUGAUAAUGUCAAUAAUUGAAAAUAUUAAUUUUAGAUAUUUUGCUAAGACUUCC